Vitis riparia (riverbank grape) is the source of this 3506-nucleotide messenger RNA. Its product is annotated as BTB/POZ domain-containing protein At1g04390-like. Gene Ontology annotation, molecular function: protein binding. Bases 146 to 3178 code for a protein of 1010 amino acids. The record is from RefSeq and is a predicted model, not a curated record. The transcript has 8 exons. NCBI's taxonomy places the organism in Eukaryota, Viridiplantae, Streptophyta, Magnoliopsida, Vitales, Vitaceae.
GAAUUAACGGAUCCGUCCAGACUCCCGCCGCAUCCAACCGUCGAACCUUCUUGUAUAUUUGCUUUACUCCCCAAGAGCGGAUGGGGCAGAGGCGAAGAUGAAGACCCAGUUAUGAGAAAUUGUGUGAUGUGAAACCCUUGAAACGAUGUCGAAGCGAGGAGGAGUAGGAAACAACCAGGCCAUCACCGAUCGCCUCCUUACCUGCCACCAACGCCUUUACAGUUCUCUCAAUUUUGGAUUCAGAAGUUCUUAUGAUGACAAAGAAAGGAAAUGGCGGUGCCCAGAUAUUGAGAUGCAGAAGCAUGUAUUGCACUCUAUUGGUGCAUUUCUUGGAUUUAUUUCAGCAGACACUUGUCAACAUCCACUUGUAAAGGAUUCGGUUGCUGAUAUGAUUAAGGCAUUGGAAGGAAUUCUUCAAUGCAACAGUGAAGGUGUAUUAAUCAUUGCAGCAAAGGUUGCAUUGAAGUUAGUCCGGGACUUGCCCAGUUCAAUGCUGCAAUCUCAUGUGUUACAUCUUAUUCAGCCUUUUUCAUCUUUAUUAUCUUCUCAUCAAGUAAAAGUUGCUUCCCGGUGUGCAAAUGGUUUGAAUCAUAUCCUACCAUAUCUGAGUUUAAAGAAGGAUGGAGUUAUUUGGGAGAUAUUGAAAGAAACAAAUGCAGUUAUUCAUGUUAUCAAUAAUAUACAAAAAUUUUCCAGAGGAAUGGAAUCAAUUAAAUAUUUCCAACGGAUGGCUUCUCUUCUAAGGAGGAUAUUGUGGCAGUGGCCGCCCUCUCGCUAUCAUGUAUGGAAUGAUGCUGAGUUGUUGAGGGUUUUGGAGGUUAUACGUGUAAAUCCUGAUUCUUCUGUUAAAGUUGCAGUUUUGCAAUUGUAUUCUGCUUUAGCUUUAUGUGGUAAUGGGGCUGAGAGGCUUCUAGAAAAUGGAGAAAACCUUAUAAAAAUGGUGGUGCAGUGCAUGGACAGCACACAACCUCCUUCUGUUCGGAUAGAGGCAUUUAAACUCGCUCGGUUGUUGGCGAUGAGUGGACAAAGGUGUUCAAAAAUGAUGAGAUUGUGUUGUGAGCCCAUUGUCCAAGCCAUAAUUUGUGGACUGAGGGGAUGCAGCUUGUCAGAUAGACAGAUUGCUAAAGACCAGAUUUCUUUGUUAGUGGAGGCAGGUCAUUUGGCUCUGAUUACUCGUUGGGCAGGGGAGCAUCACAUUUAUUUUUGGAAGCUAGGAAUUGACAGAGUUCUAUCUACCCUUCUUCUAAGCAAAUCUCAUAAAGCUCAACCGCCUCAACAUUCCUUGUCAUUGAAAGAACUGAGAGCCAUAACAGAUGAGGGUCCUGCAUUCAUCUGGGAUAUUAUUGGGGGGCUUGUAACCCACUGUGGGGAAGAUUUCAAUCCUGAGAUGAAUGGCAGUGACGUUUUCAUCGGCAUCCUUAUUGGUUGUGCAUGCUUGACCUUUGUGGACUCAGUUCAUCAAAGUAGUCAGAUUUAUCAAGAUGCUGCCAACAAUAUCAGUGGCCGUUCAGCAUCUAGAGCAGUUCUGAUGAUGAUUUAUUCUCCCUGCAAAUACAUUGCAUCACAGGCCCGAUCCAAAUUGUCUGAGGCUCUAAAGCCAGAAGGAAAGCGUUAUCUAAAAUCCUUGAUGGAUUACCUAUGCUAUGUCUCAUCCAGGGAUGAGUUUGGAAGACCAGAUGAACGCACUUUCUUUAGCAUAGUGGGAUUGACGUGUUAUUCGGGUUUGCCACAGUAUCGAAAGUAUGUUUUACAGAGUGAAGGGAUAAAAAUGCUGCUGGCCUUUAUAAAGCAGUGCUUAAAAAAUGAUUUCCAUUUGGGAAGGCUAAGUUUUGCCUCUAAUUCACAAAAUAUGUUCAGUAGCUGGACAUGUUGCCAGACAUGUGCAGAAGAUUGGGAUGGCGGAGGCAUUCUUGUGCUUUUUGGUCUGUGGGGACUAGCUGAAUUGAUCCACAAUUCUGGUCCCAUGAGAAAUCACCCUGAUUUAUUUUGUGGUCAGAUGGAAUAUACUGAAGCUCAAUUCAUUAAUAAACUCCAAGAGAUCUGCAGUGAUACUUCUAUUCCUGGGCUAAGAUGGUAUGCUGCAUACCUUCUUAGUUAUUUUGGAGUGUAUGGUUUUCCAAGUAGACUUGGAAAAAGGAUUGGGAACGCAUUUGGUGAAAAGGAAAAUGCAGAUAUGCAACUCAUUCUUAAAAAUGGAGAAUCUGUGAGCAUUCAUGGUGUUGUUCUUAUGGUCCAAUGUCCAUCAUUGCUGCAGACUGUGGAGCUGCCUCUUGAUAAGGGAAGUUCUGAGGGUUCUCCAGUUAGACAAUAUACAGAGUUGACGAAAAAGUUCAAGAAAGAAGUUCAUUUAUCUUCUCAUGUACAUCACCUGCCAUUAGUGAAGCUAUUGGAAUUUAUUUACUUGGGAUAUUUACAAGCAGGAGAAGACCUUUUGAAGUCAUUGAAAAGUUUUGCUAAACAUUGCAAACUGCAACCUCUACUACAAAUGCUUCAUAGAAAUCGUCCAAAGUGGGGCAUGGCUUUUCCUGGAUUGGAUCUUGCUCUUGCACUCAAUUCUGAUGGGCAUACUUUUUCGGAUGUUGCCUUGGAAGCUGAAGCAACUGAAGUGAUGCAGUGGACAUGCAAAUUCUGCCCUGUUUUAGUGCCUCAUAUGCAUGUCCACAAAGUCAUAUUGUGGUCAAGUUGUGAUUAUUUCCGGGCCAUGUUCCGGUCAGGGAUGCAGGAGAGCCGUUCCCCCUUCAUAAAGGUCCCUGUUAGUUGGGAGGCAUUGGUUAAACUAGUGGACUGGUUGUAUUCUGAUAAACUGCCAACACUCGUCACUGGCUGUUUAUGGGAUAACAUGGAUGAAAGGAAAAAGCUAAAGGAGCUACAACCGUACUUGGAGCUUUGUUGGCUUGCAGACUAUUGGUUAUUGGACGAUAUUCAGGAACACUGCUCAAGAGUGAUCAACUCUUGCCUGGAUUCUUCUGGAAACUUGUCUCUUGAAGUACUCCAGAUAGCUGCUAGGCUCUCCCUGUGGAAGUUGGCUGAGACUGCAGUAAAUCGCUUAGGCCCUUCUUAUAGCCGUCUCCGCCUCACUGGUGAAAUUGAAAAGCUGGAUAAAGACCUUGCUGACAUGGUUCGUGUUGCCUCUGUUCGACAUUCCCAGGAUUCAACCAAAUGCAAGUUAGAAGAGUAAAAGGAGACAACAGGCAAGUUAUAGUAACUAUUUGUGCAUACACCAUACAUUUUAUAGGAUUGAACCUAGCUUUGGAACAUCGAAACUGUUUGCAACCUAGUUCCACCACUGAAUGUAUUUUCUGUAUCUUUCAAGAGGAUUGAACCUAGCUUUGUUAAUACACCAUACAUUUUAUAGGAUUGAACCUAGCUUUGGAACUUUGAAACUGUUUGCAACCUAGUUCCACCACUGAAUGUAUUCUCUGUAUCUUUCAAGAGGUGUUGAAUGAAAGCCACUACCAAUAGACAAAAUGUUGAAGGAAGCCAAUACAAGAUUUUCUUUGGCUGCA